Molecule: messenger RNA, 1634 nt
Organism: Acyrthosiphon pisum (pea aphid)
Lineage: Eukaryota; Metazoa; Arthropoda; Insecta; Hemiptera; Aphididae
Product: small ubiquitin-related modifier
Exons: 2
Coding region: 303-707 (134 amino acids)
Molecular function (GO): protein binding
Source: RefSeq, a predicted model, not a curated record
GUCUGUACUACAACUACACCGUUGUAGGUAAUCAUUUUAUGUACAUUGUUAAGGAAAGCGUCUAUCGUGGUAUCGUGAAACGUCUAUAGUUUAUUGUUUUUGUCUCGAAGCGUUUACUGUUGAGCAAUUUUGCUUGUCCUGUCACCCGUCAUAUUUAUCGCCAUUCUGGACGCCAUUUUUAGUCGAUUAAACAUUGUUUAAUUUGAAUUUCAAUUGUCUUCUAAUUUGUGUAGACAUAUUAUAAUUAAGAUAAUCCUGACUAGACGUAAUUUAAUUUUAAAGCUCAAACACCAUAAUCAAAAAUGUCUGGUGAUGAAGAAGCAUCCAAAUCAUUACCGUCCACAUCUGAAACCAACAACAUUACAGAGUCAACUGAACAGAAUACAGAAGAUGCAGAAGGUGGUGUCAAUACCAAUGCCGGUGCAUUAGAAGUUACUGAUGAUAAAGCUGCAGCUGCUGAUGAAUACAUUCGUCUACGCGUAAUAACUAGCGAUAUGACCAAUGAGGUGCACUUCCGUGUAAAGGCUGCCACAGCCUUGGUUCGCCUGAAGCGCUCGUACUGCAGCAAGUUGGGUUUUCAGGUGGGCGAGUUGCGUUUUGUGUUUGAUGGUCAUCGAAUCACUGACGAUGAUACCCCGAAAAAGCUAGGUAUGAUCAAUGACGAUGUCAUAGAAAUUUACCAAGAAAGAACUGGUGGUGGCAUUUAAUAUUUGUAAACAUAAGUUAAUUAUUCUGACCGACAGUUAUUUGUUUUUAAUCAUAAUUAUUUAUGUAUUGUAAAUGAAAAUAAAGGUUUUUAAUUGAUUCUCCUUUAUCUACAUCUGUAGUUAAUUUAAAUGACCAUCGAUUAUUAAACUGUGUUAUAUUUAACUGAAGUUUAAAUAAAUUUCCAAUUAUUAAAUUAAAAAAUGUAAAUUAAACAAAUGUCAAAAACCACAUUUUAUUUUUCAUUAUUUUUUAUGUAUUUAAGAUUAAUAUAUCUGAACUAAUAAUUUGUUAUAAAUACAUACAAUAAAAAUCAAUUAUAUGUUUAAAUAAAUUGUCCAUAACAUAAUUAAAUUUCUGUAUCUAAAAUACUAGUAACUUUCAAAUAACGAUCUACUAAUUGUAGAGGUAGGUAAUACAAUUUAAGUUCCUUUUCCUAUAUUUUUUUUUUUCAAUAAUUAAGCCAAUAUUAAAUAAUAAUUAAUAAUAUUUUGUAUUUAAUGUAGAUAUUAUUAUUUUACCUAUUAACUUGUGUAGUUUUUACUUCAUUGUAUUCUAUUACAGUACCUAAUGUAAAAUGUGGCAGAAACAAAUUUAAACUACCUAAUAAGGUAGUACAUGCUAAGGAUUAUGAUUUACCUACUUACUAGUUAAACUUAAAUCUGAAUGUUUUUUUUAUAUUUGUUAAGAUAAUAUAAAUAUUUUAUUAGUUAGCAUAUUUAAUUACUUUUAAAUGUAGGUAUUUAUAACUAAAGAAUAAAUUUAUACUGUUCAAAUAUGAAUUGAUAAUCAGAUGCAUAAUUUAUGUCUACAGUUUAACUAUCAUGAUUCUGUUUAAGAAACAUUUAAAAUAAAUACAUUUAUUAACUAAUUUAAUUAUUACUAUUUAAUUACUUAUCUAAUAAAUAUAAAAUCAAUAAGAUCAUUAA